UUUUCUUUUCCGGCGGCUGGGGAGUCGGUCGGUAACUGCUGAGGGUCCGAAGUUUGGAAGCGUUUUCGGCAGCUCUUCGACGGGCCCCCAGCCGUCAACAUGCCACAGAACGAAUACAUAGAGUUACACCGAAAACGGUAUGGCUACCGCUUGGAUUAUCAUGAGAAAAAGAGAAAGAAGGAAAGCCGAGAGGCUCAUGAACGUUCAAAGAAAGCAAAGAAAAUGAUUGGUCUAAAGGCCAAACUCUACCAUAAACAGCGUCAUGCUGAGAAGAUUCAGAUGAAAAAGACUAUCAAGAUGCAUGAAAAGAGAAAUACCAAGCGAAAGAAUGAUGAAAAAACUCCCCAGGGAGCAGUGCCUGCAUAUCUGCUGGACAGAGAGGGACAAUCCCGAGCCAAAGUUCUUUCCAACAUGAUUAAACAGAAACGAAAAGAAAAAGCUGGUAAAUGGGAAGUGCCCUUGCCAAAAGUUCGUGCCCAAGGAGAAACAGAAGUGUUAAAGGUUAUUCGAACAGGAAAGAGAAAAAAGAAGGCUUGGAAGAGAAUGGUUACUAAAGUGUGUUUUGUUGGGGAUGGCUUUACACGAAAACCACCGAAAUAUGAAAGAUUUAUUAGGCCAAUGGGUUUACGUUUUAAGAAGGCUCAUGUAACUCACCCCGAACUUAAAGCCACUUUUUGCCUACCCAUACUUGGUGUGAAGAAGAAUCCCUCCUCCCCACUAUAUACAACUUUGGGUGUUAUUACCAAAGGGACUGUCAUUGAAGUGAAUGUGAGUGAGCUGGGCCUUGUGACACAAGGAGGCAAAGUUAUCUGGGGAAAAUAUGCACAGGUUACCAACAAUCCAGAAAAUGAUGGAUGCAUCAAUGCAGUCUUGCUUGUUUGAUUGACUGAUUGAAUGAAGAUUCUACAAUAUAUCAAGAAAACCACAACAGUUACUACAUUGAACAGUCACAAAACAAAACCAAAGACACAAUUCUACAUAUUGGAAAAGAGAUGAGACACUUUUCUUACUCUUUUGACACUUUUUCCUGUUUUGGAGUGGCAAUAAAAAAAGCUUGUAGUUACUCUGA
This is a messenger RNA of Vombatus ursinus (common wombat), 1069 nucleotides long. RefSeq names its product NSA2 ribosome biogenesis factor (gene NSA2). Gene Ontology annotation, cellular component: nucleolus; preribosome, large subunit precursor. The coding region runs from base 100 to 882 and encodes 260 amino acids. The transcript has 6 exons. Gene Ontology annotation, biological process: maturation of LSU-rRNA; maturation of 5.8S rRNA. The record is from RefSeq and is a predicted model, not a curated record. NCBI's taxonomy places the organism in Eukaryota, Metazoa, Chordata, Mammalia, Diprotodontia, Vombatidae.